GUGUAAUCCCAGCACAAAAAAUCAGCUGAGGAAUUGCAAACUUGUUGCAAUCCCGCAAAAUUAAUUCGGUCUGCCUUUAUUUAAUUAUAAAUAAAUAAAUACAUAAAAAAUGGCACAUUGUUCCUCCCCUAAUUUCGAUGGAAUAUGUUCCAUCCAGUUUUCAAAGACGCAUAUUAUUCGUCUCAACGGAGUCCCAUCGCUUCCCCCGGAGUUAAUUAGUUGUGUUCGCAAAGCAAUCGGGACGGGAUAGGGGAAAGGGUUAUCAUCCGAAGCUGUCGCGUAUGGUGCGCACGAAUUUAAUUUGAAUGGCAAUCCCUGGUUUGGAAAGCAAAGUGAUGGCGUUGCUUCGAGAACACUUCUUACAGAAAUCCUAUUCCACUUAGCGACACAGGGUUGGCAGCUUUUACAAAGUUUUGACCCUACACGCAAAACGAACGAUAAGGAUACCAUGUUCUUCGAAACUGCAAAGCCUGAUCCAGACGUGGAAACAUUUGCCGUCAGUUUCAAUCGGAGGGAUAGAAUUAGACUUAUCAAUCCCUCGAAUCCCCAACUUGUCGACAUUUUCAAGACCACGGUGAAAAACGCGUGGCCGGCAGGGAUACGUGCCGACAGAGUCUACUAUGGCGCUGCCGGGCUGGAAUUACACGGAAGUCCGUGGUGUACCAGUGCACAGGGGGAAAGCAUCGCGGCCAAACAGCUCGUAUGCCAUUUAAUCUACGCCAUGAAACGGAUCGGGUUUAAGCUCUAUGCCUCCGUAGACAUUACCGGGAGGAAGGGGUCAAGUAAUGGGAGCAGUAGUCACAUUAAUGGCCAGUUAGAUGUCUUGGUGUUUAGAAAGGUUACAGCAACAUGGGGAAAUUAAAAUACAAAUAUUUACGACAUUGGAAUAUAUCUAAUUUAAAGAUUAUUAUUUUAAGACGAAAAAUGACUAAUGUUCAAAUAAGAAACGAACGACGUGGAAAUUCUAUAAGGUUAGUUGCAUUUUUUAGUAAAAUUAUAAAAUUUCACAAACUAAUUGAUUGUUUUGAAUAAGAUUUAAUUAAUUUUAUACAUUGGU
Folsomia candida is the source of this 1057-nucleotide messenger RNA. RefSeq lists its product as uncharacterized. The transcript is spliced from 3 exons. Bases 449 to 862 code for a protein of 137 amino acids. The record is from RefSeq and is a predicted model, not a curated record. Lineage: Eukaryota; Metazoa; Arthropoda; Collembola; Entomobryomorpha; Isotomidae.